AUGUCUACAGUAUUGAUACACAUACCCUUUCCGGUUUGUAAGUGGAAUACAGUUAUAUGGUCAGACAAAUCAUCUUUCAUACUUUUCCUGAAAUCGGGAAGAGUACAUGCUUGGAAUACACUAGCACAAGCGUAUGAUCGUAAUUGUCUCCUUCCACCUGUCAGGUAUGAAAGUGGAUCUGUCAUGUUAUGGGUAGCUAUAUCAUGGAUUUCUGUUGGCCCAAUCAUAACCCUGAAAGGAAGGAUCGCUGCGGAGAAGUAUAGAGAGGUUUUAGGUGACCAAGUACAUCCUAUAAUGCUGACUUUGUUUGCUGCAUUAGAUUGGAUAUUCCAGGAUGAUAAUGCUCUUAUUCAUGGAGCAGGACUUGUCUGGUCAUCGGUUGAUGAAAAUGAGGAUAAAAUGAAGUGUUUGCCUUGGGCUGUACAAUCCCCCCUCCACCUCCAUAUAAACGAAUCCUUAUGGUCUAUAUUAAAAUGUUCAAUCAGGAAUCGAUAUCAUUUGCCAACAUCUCGCCCAAAAUUUUCAGAUAUCUCCAUAAAGAAUGGUACAAUAUCCCUCUAA
Messenger RNA from Argiope bruennichi, 561 nucleotides. RefSeq lists its product as uncharacterized. Gene Ontology annotation, molecular function: nucleic acid binding. The coding region runs from base 1 to 561 and encodes 186 amino acids. NCBI's taxonomy places the organism in Eukaryota, Metazoa, Arthropoda, Arachnida, Araneae, Araneidae. The transcript has a single exon. The record is from RefSeq and is a predicted model, not a curated record.